CCCAUACUUGCAUAUAACCCACACACUCCUGCAUAUACUACCCACACACUCGCCUCUCAGGUAUGUUGAUUGAGAGUAUGGCGGGCAAGAGUGGUGCGGCACACGGACUGUGCUAUGACUCGACCCCGUUCCAAUUCAGUGAACAGAACACCGCGUACGAUUUUAUGGGCGACCAACUGAGGAAGGCUGGGUACAACUACCACGGCUCAGAGCGGAUGUACAGUGGUAUUUCAGGGGUGGAGUUGGAUGUCGAUAUCUUCAUCGGCGUUGUAUACUACCAGCGAUUACGUCAUAUGGUGUCCGAUAAAUUCCAGGGUAUGUGAUUCCUUUUCUGCUGCACGCAG
Sphaeroforma arctica JP610 is the source of this 344-nucleotide messenger RNA. Its product is annotated as DNA-directed RNA polymerase, beta subunit. Gene Ontology annotation, biological process: DNA-templated transcription. Bases 63 to 323 code for a protein of 86 amino acids. Gene Ontology annotation, cellular component: RNA polymerase I complex. The record is from RefSeq and is a predicted model, not a curated record. The transcript is spliced from 2 exons. Gene Ontology annotation, molecular function: DNA binding; DNA-directed RNA polymerase activity; ribonucleoside binding. Lineage: Eukaryota; Ichthyosporea; Ichthyophonida.